AUGGCGACCCAAGUUGACGACAAGAUUGGUCCAGUUCCUGCAGAGAUGCCUCCAGUCGCGGAUAAAACCAAAACUACUCUCGUCGUGGGCAGCAGCAAGCCGACUCCUACCCAAGACGUAGGACAACAUACUCUACACGGCAAGGCUGAAGGUGCGCAGACGGAGAAGGGAGCCAAGAGCGAGAAAGAGUGUAGUGGAGAGAGAACGAAAGAAGGCAGAGAAACAAGCCAAGUCGACCAGAAGAAGGCCAAAGCCAAAGCUAAGGCUCCGGUCCUUACGCUGAGCGCGACCAAGGAGAAGAAGGCGAACACGGAGAGCAAGGCGGAGAAGAACGCUCUGCAGCCAUACGUCGAAGCGACUCCGGCCGGAAGUAAGAAGAUCAUCAAAUCCUUCGAUGACCCUUAUUACAAAGCCUAUAAUCCGCUCGCCGUUGAAUCCGCUUGGUACGCGUGGUGGGAAAAGGAGGGAUUCUUCAAGCCGGAAUUCACUGCAGAUGGCAAGGUCAAAGAUGAGGGAUCUUUUGUCAUCGUAGAGCCACCUCCCAAUGUUACUGGUAACUUGCAUAUGGGCCAUGCACUCGGCAAUGCGUUGCAAGACGUAAUGAUCCGGUAUAAUCGAAUGUGUGGCAAGACGACCCUAUGGCUCCCAGGAUGCGAUCACGCAAGCAUCUCUACACAAUCAGUUGUCGAAAACAUGCUUUGGCGCCGGCAGAAGAAGACACGUCAUGACUUGGGUCGGGCAAAGUUUACUGAGGUUGUUUGGGAUUGGAAGACCGAGUACCAUCAAAACAUCAAUCGAGUCUUGCGGAGAAUGGGAGGUUCGUUUGACUGGACUCGCGAAGCUUUUACCAUGGAUGAAAACUGCACCGCUGCGGUUCUGGAGACUUUCGUCAAAUUGCAUGAAGAGGGUAUUAUUUACAGAGCGAACCGGCUGGUAAACUGGUGUACCAAGCUCAACACUGCCGUGUCGAAUCUCGAAGUCGUCAAUAAAGAGUUGUCUGGUCGUACUCUGAUCGAUGUCCCUGGUUACGAUAAGAAGGUCGAGUUUGGUAUCAUUGUCCACUUUAGAUACGAGAUCCAAGGCACGGAUGAGACGAUCGAGGUUGCAACAACACGUCCGGAAAUCAUGCUUGGAGAUACUGGUCGACUAAUGCCAAUUGUCGCUGACGACUAUGUCGAAAAGGACUUUGGUACUGGUGCAGUCAAAAUCACUCCUGCCCACGACGCCAACGACUUUGCGCUCGGCUCACGACAAAAUCUUGAAUUCAUCAAUAUCUUGACUGACGAUGGUCGGAUGAACGAGAACGCAGGCCCAUAUGCGGGACAGAAGCGCUUUGAUGUCAGGUACACCAUCCAAGACGAUCUCAAGAAGGCUGGUCUGUAUGUUGACAAGAAGGAUAAUCCCAUGACCGUUCCACUUUGUGAGAAGUCUAAAGAUGUUAUUGAGCCCCUCUUGAAGCCUCAGUGGUGGAUGAAGAUGAAGGAUAUGGCGGCAGAUGCGUUGAAUGCUGUUAAGACCGGCGAAAUCAAGAUCCUCCCGGAGACUGCAGAGAAGAGUUACAUUCGAUGGAUGGAGAAUAUUAACGAUUGGUGUUUGUCGAGACAGCUGUGGUGGGGCCAUCAGGCGCCGGUAUAUUUCGCGCAGAUCGACGGCGAAGAGCACGAUGAGGCUACUAAGAAGGCGUUGCCCGGAAAAACCUUUACUCUCAAGAGAGAUGAAGAUGUCCUGGAUACCUGGUUUUCAGCUGGCUUAUGGCCUUUUGCUACUCUUGGUUGGCCGAAGAAUACCCACGAUUUCGAGACGCUCUUCCCCACGUCUGUUUUGGAGACAGGAUGGGAUAUUCUAUUCUUUUGGAUUGCUCGGAUGAUUAUGUUCAGCAUUAAGCUAACUGGCAAAGUUCCCUUUACCGAAGUCUUCUGCCACUCACUAAUCCGGGAUUCUGAGGGUCGGAAGAUGUCUAAAUCACUGGGUAAUGUCAUUGAUCCCCAAGAUGUCAUCGAGGGCAUUGCACUAGAAGAUCUACACAAGAAGCUACUGCUUGGCAAUCUCAACCCCUUAGAGGUUGAGAAGGCCACGAAGUACCAGAAGACUGCUUUCCCAGAUGGAAUUCCCGAAUGUGGUACUGAUGCAUUGCGCUUUGCAUUAGUCUCAUAUACUGGUGCUAGCGACGUUGCGUUUGAUAUCAAGGUUAUUCAUAGCUAUCGAAAGUUUUGCAACAAGAUUUACCAAGCUACGAAAUAUGUGCUGGGCCAUAUUGGCGACGAUUUUGUUCCACGAAGUUCCGGCAAGCUCACAGGCAAAGAGUCUCUCGCGGAACGAUGGAUUCUCAAGAAGCUGACAAUUGCCGCUCGCGAUCUCAACCAAGCCAUCACCGAUCGCGAGUUUAUGAAGUCGACAACCAUCAUCUAUCAAUACUGGUAUAACCAGCUUUGUGAUGUCUAUAUCGAGAAUUCGAAGGCUAUCCUGCAAGACGGUACACCGGAAGAGAAACGAUCGGCUCGGGACACGUUGUAUACUUCUCUUGAGAGCGGGUUGACUCUCAUUCACCCAUUCAUGCCCUUUCUGACUGAAGAAUUAUGGCAACGCCUUCCCCGCCGCCCGGAUGACAAGACACCAUCGAUCGUGUUGGCUCUUUACCCAAGUUACGAUGCCAACAUGGAUGAUCCCGCCGCGGAAGUAGCUUAUGAACUCGUGAUGGAUAUUUCGAGGGGAAUCCGCUCAUUGCUGUCUGAGUACUCCCUCAAAGGGGAGGGCAAAGUAUUCGUUCAAACGUAUACGCCAACGGCACACGAAAUAGUCGGAGCCCAGAUCCAAUCCAUCCGCUCACUCUCCGGCAAAGGCAUUGCUUCUAUGUCAAUCCUGACAGCUACUGAUCCCCGACCCUCGGGCUGCGUAGCAUUUUCGAUAUCCACUGAUGCAGCUGUCUUCGUGCACGUCAAAGGCCGCGUAGACAUCGACCAUGAGAUCACAAGGGCAACCAAAAAGCUUGACAAGACAAAACUCGGUAUCGAGAAACAGCUGAAGAUCUUGAGUGACGAGAGCUACAAGGAAAAGGUGUCGAAGGAGGUGCAGCAGGCUGAGGAGAGUAGAUUGAAGGACUUGGAGACCCAAAGAAAGGCGCUCGAGGAGACGAUCACUCAAUUUGAAGCUCUAACAGAUAAGCUGUGA
Mollisia scopiformis is the source of this 3168-nucleotide messenger RNA. Its product is annotated as valyl-tRNA synthetase. The coding region runs from base 1 to 3168 and encodes 1055 amino acids. Gene Ontology annotation, molecular function: valine-tRNA ligase activity; aminoacyl-tRNA deacylase activity; ATP binding. The transcript is spliced from 7 exons. Gene Ontology annotation, cellular component: cytosol; cytoplasm. The record is from RefSeq and is a predicted model, not a curated record. NCBI's taxonomy places the organism in Eukaryota, Fungi, Ascomycota, Leotiomycetes, Helotiales, Mollisiaceae. Gene Ontology annotation, biological process: valyl-tRNA aminoacylation.